UUUAGGGAGUUGUGGUUUUGCAGGGUUGGUGUUGUUGAAGUUUCAGGAUGGAUUUGGGAGGACCCUUUAGGUGAUGUAAUGACUUGCGGCUUUAACAUCAUUCUUCAACCCUCUUGGUGAUCGACAAAGCAUAAGCAUCUCCUUAUCAUCAACGUCUUUUUCCCUCAGAAUUUACGAUUUCCUUUUGAUUUCAAGAGGUUAUUAACCCUUCUUUUAUCGAAAUCUCCUUUCUGUUCGAAUUAGUUGGUGCCCUAAUUUCCUGCUUUUGUCGUCCGCCACAUGCCCCCCUCCCCCUCUUAUAUUUUGUGAAUUUUCUUAAAUUUCAUAACUCAAUUUCUGAUUAUGUGGGGUUUUAUUAUGUGGGUUGUAUUGAAUAUUACUGAGUCCUUUGAUUGCAUCAAGUUCCUAAUUACCCAUAUCAGCCAUCAGGUGAACUUGAGGAAAAGCUUUUCUUUGUUGCUAUCAAAAUACGUUGUUCAAUUCAAAAGGAUGCAAUCAACUUUGGAUCAAUUGUCAGUGGAUCUUCUUAGGGAUCGAAACUUGCAUCAUUUAAGGUCAUCACCAUUGGAUUUGAAUUCAGUGAAAUGUUUAUUGAAGAUGAGAAGAUUGCAAGGUUCAAGGUUGAAUGUGUAUAAUGCGGUUGUUACAACUCUAAAAGAGAUAAAUCAGUACAAUCAUAGUGCCAUAUAUCCUUUGUCAGAUCUUUGGAGCAAAAAUGUGAAUAGAAAGGCAGAUUGAAGAUGGUGUUGAAUUUAUUUUGAAGCAAUGGAAAUUAUACAAAUAGAGUAAACAAGGUUCAAGAGGAUUGCAAAUGGAAAAAAUUGAUUACAUGUUAGUUUAGCCAAGUAACAAUCCUAAAAUAAUGGAUUUAUUGAUAUUUUGUAGCUUGAUGC
This is a messenger RNA of Lactuca virosa, 893 nucleotides long. Lineage: Eukaryota; Viridiplantae; Streptophyta; Magnoliopsida; Asterales; Asteraceae. The record is from the annotation of a GenBank genome assembly.